AUGUCUAGUUAUGCAAAACAAAUCUAAACUUUCAAUUCAGGAACAUUUACAACUAUGAAUGAGUUUUAAUUCAUAUAGAAAUUAGGAACUGGUAGUUUUGGAAGUGUAAAUUUAUAUCUUCAUAAACCAACACAAAAGAAAUAUGCAAUUAAAAUUGUAAUUUUCUAUAAUAUUUUUAGAUGCCUGGAGAGACAAUUACAAAUUAAUGUGAAAGUGAAGGUAUAGAAAGAGAAAUAAGAGUUCAUAAAAAAUGUAGGAAUCCAAAUAUAGUUUAACUUUAUGAUUCAUUUUAUGAAAAUGAUUCUAUUUUUAUUGUUAUUGAAUAUCUUGAAAAUGGUAGAUAUAUAUUAAAAUAAAAUUAGGCAAUUUAUUUACACAUAUUUAAAAGAAUCCACCUAUGAGUGAAUAAGAAGCAUGUAAAUAUUUUGUUUAAACAUGUCUUGCAUUAUAAUAUAUGCAUUAAAAUAAUGUAUUUCAUAGAGAUAUCAAACCAGAAAAUUUAUUAUUAGAUGAAAAAUUUAAUUUGAAAGUAUGUGAUUUUGGUUGGUGUGCUGAAAAUAUACAUUAAAAGAGAAAGACUUUUUGUGGAACCUAUGAAUAUAUGGCACCUGAAAUAGUAAUGGAAAUUAUGUAUGAUUAUAAAAUUGAUUUAUGGUCAUUGGGAAUAUUGUUAUUUGAAUUACUACAUAAAUAUGCACCAUUUAAAGGAAAAGAUUUUAAAGAAAUUUCAGUUGCUAUUAAAUAAUGUUAACCCAAAAUUAAACCAUCAGUAUCAAAAGAAGCUUACUAAUUAAUUUCUCAAUUAUUAUCUCUAGAUCCUAAUCAUAGACCUCCUAUAAGUUAAAUCCUAGCUUCUUCAUUCGUAAAAAAAUAUAGCAACAUGUUGAAUUUAGUAGAAUUCUAAGAAAACAUUCAACCAAGAUCUCCACUUCGAUAAUAUCCCUCUCAGUAGUAAUUGAAAUGUGGUUCACCAAGAAGAAGAAUCACAGAAUAUAAUAUAAUAUAAAAACCAGAACAAAGAGUUAGAAUGGCCUCACCUAAACCUUUAGAUUCUCAGAAACUUAUAUAGAAAAUUUAUGUCAGUCCAGCAAGAAGGAUAUAACCAAAGGGAAGAGAGAAUAUUCCAGUUAAGACAGGACCGAUAGAUGUAAGAGGAAGGGAAGCUACUAAAAUAAUAUAUAUGAAUUUAUGUAAUAAUAUUUCAUGAUUCAGAGUAUCUCAACAAUAUUAUAAANUUAGAUGCCUGGAGAGACAAUUACAAAUUAAUGUGAAAGUGAAGGUAUAGAAAGAGAAAUAAGAGUUCAUAAAAAAUGUAGGAAUCCAAAUAUAGUUUAACUUUAUGAUUCAUUUUAUGAAAAUGAUUCUAUUUUUAUUGUUAUUGAAUAUCUUGAAAAUGGUAGAUAUAUAUUAAAAUAAAAUUAGGCAAUUUAUUUACACAUAUUUAAAAGAAUCCACCUAUGAGUGAAUAAGAAGCAUGUAAAUAUUUUGUUUAAACAUGUCUUGCAUUAUAAUAUAUGCAUUAAAAUAAUGUAUUUCAUAGAGAUAUCAAACCAGAAAAUUUAUUAUUAGAUGAAAAAUUUAAUUUGAAAGUAUGUGAUUUUGGUUGGUGUGCUGAAAAUAUACAUUAAAAGAGAAAGACUUUUUGUGGAACCUAUGAAUAUAUGGCACCUGAAAUAGUAAUGGAAAUUAUGUAUGAUUAUAAAAUUGAUUUAUGGUCAUUGGGAAUAUUGUUAUUUGAAUUACUACAUAAAUAUGCACCAUUUAAAGGAAAAGAUUUUAAAGAAAUUUCAGUUGCUAUUAAAUAAUGUUAACCCAAAAUUAAACCAUCAGUAUCAAAAGAAGCUUACUAAUUAAUUUCUCAAUUAUUAUCUCUAGAUCCUAAUCAUAGACCUCCUAUAAGUUAAAUCCUAGCUUCUUCAUUCGUAAAAAAAUAUAGCAACAUGUUGAAUUUAGUAGAAUUCUAAGAAAACAUUCAACCAAGAUCUCCACUUCGAUAAUAUCCCUCUCAGUAGUAAUUGAAAUGUGGUUCACCAAGAAGAAGAAUCACAGAAUAUAAUAUAAUAUAAAAACCAGAACAAAGAGUUAGAAUGGCCUCACCUAAACCUUUAGAUUCUCAGAAACUUAUAUAGAAAAUUUAUGUCAGUCCAGCAAGAAGGAUAUAACCAAAGGGAAGAGAGAAUAUUCCAGUUAAGACAGGACCGAUAGAUGUAAGAGGAAGGGAAGCUACUAAAAUAAUAUAUAUGAAUUUAUGUAAUAAUAUUUCAUGA
Paramecium pentaurelia is the source of this 2267-nucleotide messenger RNA. NCBI's taxonomy places the organism in Eukaryota, Ciliophora, Oligohymenophorea, Peniculida, Parameciidae. The record is from the annotation of a GenBank genome assembly.